Messenger RNA from Ochotona curzoniae (black-lipped pika), 2188 nucleotides. RefSeq names its product protein interacting with PRKCA 1 (gene PICK1). Gene Ontology annotation, cellular component: postsynaptic density; postsynaptic early endosome; neuron projection. The transcript is spliced from 13 exons. Gene Ontology annotation, molecular function: phospholipid binding; protein kinase C binding; protein domain specific binding. Lineage: Eukaryota; Metazoa; Chordata; Mammalia; Lagomorpha; Ochotonidae. The record is from RefSeq and is a predicted model, not a curated record. The coding region runs from base 442 to 1710 and encodes 422 amino acids. Gene Ontology annotation, biological process: intracellular protein transport; regulation of Arp2/3 complex-mediated actin nucleation; dendritic spine maintenance.
UGGCGGCGACGGCUGAGACGCGAGUGCUCCAUCCCGAGCUGCUUCCGUGCCCGCGUUUUCGGGCCGACGGCGAGCUUCCGCCAACACCUGUGUCUUCGCCCCGGUUCUAAGAGGCCCGUGAGCCGAGAACGGAAGGGCUGUUUGCGGGGGCCGGACCAAACACCCCGGGGGGACCGGGCGGGACUUCCGUGUCCCACCGGAAGUGACGCGACAGUCGCAGCGGCCGCCAGGUGGAACGGCAGGUGCGUUCAGGUGCCAGGCUGGCGGGGACGCGGCUCUUCCGGUCAGCGACAGGGACAGCUCCCAGGAGAGCCUGGAGACCCGUGGGAGCGGCCUCUGGGGUCUGCGCCCACCGCCCUGGCCUGGAGCGCCCCUUGGUAUCCACUCGCCGUGCCCCUGCCGAGCUGGGCCGUGGGCCAGCCUGCCCCAACUCUCGCAACCAUGUUUGCAGACUUGGAUUAUGAAAUCGAAGAGGAUAAACUCGGGAUCCCCACCGUGCCCGGGAAGGUGACCCUGCAGAAGGACUCCCAGAACCUCAUUGGCAUCAGCAUCGGGGGAGGGGCCCAGUACUGCCCGUGCCUCUACAUCGUGCAGGUGUUUGACAACACCCCCGCAGCCCGGGACGGCACGGUGGCUGCGGGUGACGAGAUCACGGGUGUCAACGGGCGCUCUAUCAAAGGGAAGACCAAGGUGGAGGUGGCGAAGAUGAUUCAGGAGGUGAAGGGGGAGGUGACCAUUCACUACAACAAGCUGCAAGCUGACCCCAAGCAGGGCAUGUCCCUGGACAUAGUGUUGAAGAAAGUCAAGCACCGGUUGGUAGAGAACAUGAGCUCGGGGACAGCCGAUGCUCUGGGCCUGAGCCGAGCCAUCCUGUGCAACGAUGGGCUCGUCAAGCGACUGGAGGAGCUGGAGCGGACAGCCGAGCUCUACAGAGGAAUGACGGAACAUGCCAAGAAUCUGCUGCGGGCCUUCUAUGAGCUGUCGCAGACCCACCGGGGGCCCCCUUGUCCUGCAGCCUUUGGGGACGUGUUCUCCGUGAUUGGGGUGCGGGAGCCUCAGCCAGCUGCGAGUGAGGCGUUUGUGAAGUUUGCUGACGCCCACCGCAGCAUUGAGAAGUUCGGCAUCCGGCUCCUGAAGACCAUCAAGCCGAUGCUGACAGACCUUAAUACGUACCUCAACAAGGCUAUCCCGGACACACGCCUCACCAUUAAGAAGUACCUGGACGUGAAGUUUGAGUACCUGUCCUACUGCUUGAAGGUGAAGGAGAUGGACGACGAGGAGUACAGCUACAUUGCCCUGGGGGAGCCCCUGUACCGUGUGAGCACGGGCAACUACGAGUACCGCCUGAUCCUGCGCUGCCGCCAGGAGGCUCGCGCCCGCUUCUCACAGAUGCGCAAGGACGUGCUGGAGAAGAUGGAACUGCUGGACCAGAAGCACGUCCAGGACAUCGUGUUCCAGCUGCAGCGCUUCGUGUCCACCAUGUCCAAGUACUACAAUGACUGCUACGCUGUGCUGCGCCACGCAGAUGUGUUCCCCAUCGAGGUAGACCUGGCACACACCACACUGGCCUACGGCCCCAGCCAGGGUGUGUUCACCGAUGGCGAGGAGGACGAGGAAGAGGAGGAGGACGCAGUGGCUGGAGAGCCAGCCAGGGACACGUGCGGGGUCGCAGGGCCCCUGGAUAAGGGUGGGAGCUGGAGUGACUCCUGAGUCCCUGGGGGCGCCCCAAAGGGGGCAGGCAGCCAGGAGCAGGGCAGGGCCACAGUCGCAGCACGGAUGGGUGGCGCAUAAAGGCCUGCUGGCUCGAGGCGCCGCCUCCCUGCUCCUCUGUCCUGCAGCGAACUGGGCGGACCUGGACUCCUGCCCGGGAAGGCCCUGGGACCCUCAGCCUGCCCUUCCCUGCCUCCUGGCUAUAGGGAGAGCUCAGGCCCUGCAGCUGCCUGGGGAUGGACAGUGGGCAGAACGGGUGUGGGGACUGGUGUCCGUGGCACCUUUGCUGCCUCCAGCACACCCACUACCUACCAGGAGUGAGGCUGAGGUGGAUUGCACAGCGGGGCUGGUGUCUCCUCUGCCCCGGCCCCAGGCUGGUCCCGCCAUAUAGUGGCUGUCAUUUAUCUUGUCCCCAGCCUCGCCACGUGUGUUUAGGGUGGGGCACUGGGCCCGUACGGAAUAAACAAACCCAGACACA